AUGGCUACGCGGGCGCAGCAGGCCGAAAAUGUACAGUUUAAUUUGGGGGCCUUCCGUGAAGCAACGAGCCGUUGGGACAGGGCGUUGCGGCCACGGCACUCUUUCCGUUUCGUUCGUCCGUCUCUUCCUCGGUUGGAGUUCGUUCUUUGUUACGUACCCCGGAGAACCAACUCCAAUUGCGCGCUUUCGUUGGUGUUUGUUGCUUUGGACAUACGUACUCCGUACGUACAACACGAUUUGCGGUGUGCAUGUACGGAGUAUGCAUGCGUUCGUUCGUCUCCCCCCAACAUAACACAACACCCUUCUUCUGCACUUCAAUCUCCUGCUUCAUCUCGCAAAUACAGGACAAAAAAAAAGAACAUUCGCCCGUCGAUUCGCUCCGUGCCUAGAACUACCUUACCACGAGCAACCUGGUUCUGGUCGCGCCGGCCACCCAUCACCCUGUUCUUAUCUGCCGUCCAUUAUUCGCAUCGAAACCACGCUUGGUCCUCCCUCUCCACCCCUGUUCCCGGCAGACGUAGGAGGCGCGCAAAAAACAAGCGGCACCACAUCGGCGAGAUCCUGUAA
Molecule: messenger RNA, 567 nt
Organism: Purpureocillium lilacinum
Lineage: Eukaryota; Fungi; Ascomycota; Sordariomycetes; Hypocreales; Ophiocordycipitaceae
Source: RefSeq, a predicted model, not a curated record